Molecule: messenger RNA, 1864 nt
Organism: Moneuplotes crassus
Lineage: Eukaryota; Ciliophora; Spirotrichea; Euplotida; Euplotidae
Source: the annotation of a GenBank genome assembly
UUUGUAAUAAUUUAUCAGAAAUGGAACAAAAUAAAACAAAUCAGCAGAAUGAGUUGUUCCACAUCGGCAAGGACUCAAAUAAGGAUUCUCUAAAGGUAGAUAGUAGAAUUCAAAACAGAACAAACCAAUUUUUAAACAAUCAAGAUGCUGACCAACUUAAAAAGAACUUAAGUGAGCACAAUGAAGCGAGCAGGAAAGAGAUCAAGAACCAAAAGUUUACAAAGAAUAGAAAUUGUGAGGCGAAAGACCAGUCUGAGACCGAUAAUAUCAAAGACAUUCUUGCCGAGAAGACUGAGCACACUAUUACUCAAGCACAAUCGUUAUGGGAUAAAGGAAUAGACUUUAUGGAUUACUACCUAUUUUUGAAUAACACUAAAUUCGAGAUCACUGAUUCCCCAUUUCUUCAAGAGCUGAUAAAAUCUGACAAAGAUCACAACAUUUUAUUGGCAGUAGUUGGAUUGAGAAAAUUGUUAUCUCUUGUUGACAAUCCUCCUAGACAGUGUGUAGUUGAUGCAGAUCUGCUUCCUCAGUUAAUUACUCUGACUAAUAAAAAGGAUGUUCCUAAAAUUCAGUUUGAAGCUCUGUGGUGCCUGACAAAUAUUGCUUGUGGUAAAGCAGAGCAUGUCGAGACUCUUGUUGAUAAAGGAAUCAUUCCUAUCUUAACCAGCUUGCUUAGGACCACCCAAGAUAAAGAAGAUGAAACUAAGACUUAUCCCGACCUUGAUCCACAUAAAAUUGUUGAGCAGAGCAUCUGGGCUUUAGGAAAUAUUGCUGUUGAAGAUGCUCAUUAUAAAGCUAAGAUUCUAAAAGAAGGAGCUCUGAAGCAACUUGGUAAUAUUCUCCAGAAAUCUGAACCAAACUCGGGCUUUACGAGAAAUUGCAUGUGGUGUAUUAGAAACUUAUUGAGAAAUAAGCCUUUUCCAAAGCUUGGAGAGCUGUUCUAUCUUAUCCCAAUAAUCAGUGAAUGCUUGAAGACAAAUGAUAAAAAUAAGAUUCUUACUGAUGGUAUAUGGGCUUUGUACUACAUCUCAGAGGUUGGAGAGAAAACAAAUACUGUGAUGAUCCAAUGAGGACUCAUUGAAAUACUUAAGCCUUACCUCAAGCAUUCCGACAAUAACAUAGUUCUUAGAUGAGUAAGGAUCUUUGGUAACUUCGUGCUGAGAGAAGAAAAUGAGACUCAGGCUGUUAUUGAUGCUGGGGUGUUGCCUCAUCUUCAUGACUUGCUAUCUCAUCAAGAUAAUACUAUUGUCAAGAAAACUUGUUGGAUGUUAUCCAAUAUCUGUGCUGGGCCAACCGAUCAUAUAUCAGCCUUAAUAAAAUGAGGAACCAUUGAUAAACUAAUAGAACUAAUUGAAGUAGAAGAGUAUGAGAUUGGAAGUGAAGCUGGCUGGUGUAUCUCUCAUGCCAUCGUCCACAAUAAUGCAGAAAUUGUAGAAAAAAUUGUCAGCAAGAAAGGAAUCGAAGCAAUGUGCUACUUAUUAAAAUCUAAGAUUAAAGUUAAAGCAGCAAUAAUUCUUCUAGAAGGAAUAAAAAUUUGUCUUAAUAUUGGCCAACAAAGCUUCAUCAAUGAGGAAGGAUUCAACGAGUUCGCUUUAAUAUUUGAAAAUUGUGGAGGUUUAGACACAAUAGAGAAAUUUUAUGCACAUGAAGAUCAUCUCAUUUAUCAGCUCGCAGAAGAGAUUAUUGAGUCAUACUUUCUAGUUGGUGUAAAUCUUGAUGAUGACGAAGUAGACAUUACCCAACAAUUUUAAGUUUAUUUAUUAUGACAUAGAUUCUAGAUCAAGAACAGAAAACUUACAUUGAUUAGAUAUUUUUCUCACUCAUAUUCUUGACCCUUAAAACAUCUCAACUUCAAAUUCAACAA